GUCGGAAGUUGCCCUGUGUGUUGUGCCUUGGGCUCCACCGUGGGAAGAAAGCGGGUUAGCUUGGCAACUGCACCAUGGAGGCUUGAAGCUAAAGAAAAAGUUACCUCUCAUUGGUCAAAAGCACAUUCCUAGGAAUACAGUGACCUAUGAUGAUUUACAUAUCGACUUCACUUGGAAAGAAUGGGCUUUGCUGGAUCCUUCCCAGAAAAAUCUCUACAAAGAUGUGAUGCUGGAGACCUACAGGAAUCUCACUACUAUAGGAUACAAUUGGGAAGACCAUAGAAUUGAGGAAUAUUAUCAGAAUUCUAGAAGACAAAAAAGGUAUGAAAGAAGUCAUACUGGAGGGAAAACAUCUAAAUAUACUCUAUGUGUUAAAGGCUUUGCAAAUCAUAGUCAUCUUCAAAGGCUUGAAAGAAUUCAGACUGGAAAGAAACCCUAUAAAUGUAAUCAAUGUGGUAAAGCAUUUGCACAUCGCGGUAGUUUCCGAGUCCAUAAAAGAACGCAUACAGGAGAGAAACCCUAUAAAUGUAAUCAGUGUGGCAAAUCCUUUGCAUGCCCCAGUAAUCAACGAUUACAUGAAAGAAUACAUACUGGAGACAAACCCUAUAAAUGUGAUCAAUGUGGUAAAACCUUUGCACGUUCUUCUACUCUCCAUAUACAUAAAAGAACACAUACUGCAGAGAAACCCUAUGGAUGUAAUCAAUGUGGCAAAGCCUUUGCACGUCGGAGUCAUCUUCAAUGCCAUGAAAGAACGCAUACUGGAGAGAAACCCUAUGAAUGUAACCAGUGUGGUAAAGCCUUUGCACGUCACUUUACUCUUCAGAUACAUAAAGGAACACAUACUGGAGAGAAACCCUAUGAAUGUAAUCUGUGUGGUAAAUCCUUUGCUUGUCACCGUACUCUCAAAUUACAUAAAAGAACACAUACUGGAGAGAAACCCUAUGAAUGUAACCAAUGUGGUAAAGUCUUUACAUAUCGCUGUAAUCUUCAGAUGCAUAAAAGACUACAUACUGGAGAGAAACCCUAUGAAUGUAAUCAGUGUGGUAAAACCUUUACACGUCACAGGCAACUUCAAAGUCAUAAUAGAACACAUACUGGAGAGAAACCCUAUGAAUGUAAUCAAUGUGGCAAAACCUUUGCAUAUCCUAAUGCUCUCCAAAUACAUAAAAGAAUACAUACUGGAGAGAAGCCAUAUGAAUGUAGUCAAUGUGGUAACACCUUUGCACAUUACAGUACUUUUAUAAGACAUGAAAGUACACAUACUGGAGAGAAGCCCUAUGAAUGUAAUCAAUGUGGUAAAGCCUUUGCACGUCAGAGUCAUCUUCAAAGCCAUAAAAGGACCCAUACUGGAGAGAAACCCUAUGAAUGUAACCAGUGUGGUAAAGCCUUUGCACAUCAUCAUAAUUUUCAAAUACAUAAAAGAAUACAUACUGGUGAGAAACCCUAUGAAUGUAAUCAGUGUGGUAAAGGUUUUGCAUGUGUCAGUACACUUCGAAGUCAUGAGAAAAAAUACUGCAAAGAAACCCUAUAAAUGUAGUCUGUUUGGUAAAAUUUUGCCCUUUAUAUAGAAGUAAACAUUUUGUGUGCAAUCAAUCUGUUAAGGCCUUUGCAUAUUAUAUCAAUAUUUGUGUACCUAAAAAAAAACUAACAAUGAAAGGGCUUCUUACUAUAAAGUAUUUGGUAAGAUUUUUAGCCAACACACCUACAUGCAAUUACACAAGAGUAUUCAGGAGAAAAACAAUUGACAAUGUCAGCAAUCUGUUCAAUCAUUGUGGUGUCCAUCUUUAUUUUGUUUUUACCUGCAAAUCCUUGUGGGGGGGAGACCCUUUGAAUUUAAAUGAUAAGGUUAACCCUUUUGUAUUUCAUACUUCUCUUUAAGUACAUGUAAUAACUAAUUCAGUUGUAAACCUUUAUGGAUUUGUGGUAGUGCCUUUUCUGUUGUGAUAAAAUCUGUCUGCAUCAACUUAUGAAAGAGUUUAAUUUGGUCCUUGGUUCCAGAGAGAUACAGGAUCAACAUGAAAGUGGCAACAAGUGUCAGAUAUAUCAGGUAAAUCAGGAGGCUAAGAACUCACAUCCUUAGUUUGUAGCAUGAAGCAGAGUGGGAACUGGAGGUGUGUGACUGUAAAUUCUCAAAGCAUACCCCCAGUGACAAAUUUUCUCCAGCAGGGCAGCAUUUCCUAAAUCUUCCCGAAUGAUGCCACCAACUGAGAAGGACUAAUUUCUCUGACUUCAAGCCUACAUACUUGUUUUCUGUUAUAUGAACCAAUUCAUGAUGAAGAAAAAUUCUUUAAAUAACCCUUUAGAUGCCUCAACAUCUGUGUCACAAGAAUAAAUGCUUAUAAAAUAAAAAUUUUCAUGAGUGAAAUUUUGUUUAAAGAUUUGUUUUAAUUUUAAUUAUGUGAUGUCACUGUGUAUUUGUUUGAGUAUAUGCAUUUGUAUGCUGGUUCCUGAGAUGGUUAGACCCUUGGAUUGUCUUGUAGCAGUAAUUACAGGAAGUUGUCAAAAACUAGACCUUAGUUUUGGGAAUGAACUUUUCUUAAUUGCUCAGCCAUGUCUCUAGCUCUGUAAUAUUUUAAAGCCUAUUUGUAUAAUUUUGAACUAAGGAAAUAAGGAAGAGCUCAUACAUGGGAAAAAAAACUGUUCAUGUAAAUGAUUUCAUAAAGAUUUUAGACCUCACAGUUGUUUUCUGGCUCAAGACAAAAAGUUUGUUUCAUUUCUUAUUCAUAUAACCUUCAGGGAUUAUGAACCUUAUCAUGUUCACUGAAGACAGAUGGUGGAGAUCACUGCAUUGUGUUUUCUAUUUUGAAACAUUUGAGGGAGAUUCUAGAGUGUGCUAUAUGUGUGGCAAGUCCACUUAGUGAAGUUUAUUUUGUGGUCCUCGUAUUUCUUCUGUGACUUUCAUUCAUCUUCUAUUCUAGUUUUCUUAGCAGUAUGUAUUUUUCUGCUACAAUGUAUAGAAUGGGAUUGCCAUCAUGUAAGUGGCCCAUUGUUUAUUUAAACAUCAUGCAGUAGGUUAUCAUACUUUCCAAUAACAGUGUCUGUGAAAGGAUGAUAGGUUGUUGUUCGUGGUUUUGUUUUUCAUAUUUUCACAAAUUCCCUUGAGAUUUUGUUGAUUGUUUUUCAGCCUGCCUUGGCUAUCAGUAAUUAUUCAGGGAUACAUUUGAACUCAUGACCCACAUUUGUCAACCUCCUGAGUACAAGUCCAAGGACAGAUGAUGUACCCCCAAUGUAUGCUGUUUUGUCAACAUGUUUUAACAAUGUUAAAACACUUAAUAGCAGAGAAAAUAAGAAACUAACUAUCUCAUGUG
Molecule: messenger RNA, 3308 nt
Organism: Chionomys nivalis (European snow vole)
Lineage: Eukaryota; Metazoa; Chordata; Mammalia; Rodentia; Cricetidae
Product: zinc finger protein 431-like
Exons: 5
Coding region: 227-1531 (434 amino acids)
Biological process (GO): regulation of transcription by RNA polymerase II
Molecular function (GO): DNA-binding transcription factor activity; RNA polymerase II cis-regulatory region sequence-specific DNA binding
Source: RefSeq, a predicted model, not a curated record